Drosophila eugracilis is the source of this 2278-nucleotide messenger RNA. Its product is annotated as glycoprotein-N-acetylgalactosamine 3-beta-galactosyltransferase 1. The transcript is spliced from 6 exons. Gene Ontology annotation, molecular function: N-acetylgalactosaminide beta-1,3-galactosyltransferase activity. The coding region runs from base 917 to 2026 and encodes 369 amino acids. Gene Ontology annotation, cellular component: membrane. The record is from RefSeq and is a predicted model, not a curated record. NCBI's taxonomy places the organism in Eukaryota, Metazoa, Arthropoda, Insecta, Diptera, Drosophilidae.
CAUUAAGUUUUCAUUCUUAAAGAGUUUCAGUCGGUGUUGGGUUGUGAUCUUUUCCCCCUUAAAAGGUGAUAAGAAGUGUAUUAAAGUGUUUAAUUAAUAGAUUAAAAGUGAUCUUAGCAUUGGAUUAUGAGUUUGGUUCAUAAUAAUAUUGUCUAAAUGGCCAAUUAAAAUUUUGUUUGCCUUAAUGAAAAGGGUGCUCCGCGGGACAAGUAAAAAUGUAUGUAGAUAAGUACAUAUGUAGAAAUGUACGCAUAAAAAUAAAAUGUGAUUCGGAAAUGAUUUUUGCGGAAGAAAGAAGAUUUCUGCUUAAACGACUAAGAGAAUGUACGUAUUUGUUUCAAAUCGGUUAACACAUUUACCUUCAAAUUUAUUAUUAGCCCAAUCACUUGCUACACAGCAAUGGCAGACAGCGCUUUAAACUUUGUUUUAAGAAAUUAAUUUUCUUGUCUUUCGUAAAAUCGCAAUGAAAUUUGCGGGAACCCGAAUGCGAAUCAUUAUUCGGGACUUAAAAUGGCAUUUAUCACAUCGACAAACUCCUGCUCGACUGGCGGUCCCAUUACUUAUCCGAGGACCCUCCUCCUGCGACUCUGAAACGGAAUCACAGACAACUUGAACUUCAAGGAAAUUUUGUACUGGAAAAUAUUUACUAGGCCAAAUAUAUUUUGUAGGAAAACUAAUUGAUAAGACUAUUCUCCGAAACAUCUGUGACAAAUACCGUUCUUUCUCUUUUUUAUGGGUUACUUCUAUCUCAUUCUAUCUGAUUAUUAGACUAAUGGAGCAUACUUGCUCAUCGAUGUUCCCGACCUAAGUGUCAGUUUUAUUUUGGUGGCCACCUUGUCUUAUCUUUGCCUCAGCUCUUUGGCGAUAAGAGUUCUAUCGUUUGGCUGUGCAUCCGAAUCCAAUAGUCAGUGUCGAAAUGGCCGGCGAAUAUAUCACAUUGGAGAACCCGUUGACAUAUCCGGGUUACGGUUCCAAUGGUUCUGAAAACGGAAAACAUCGUCCAGCCCAGAGAUUCUCCAACAGUUACCUGAUCCUAUUGAUCUUUCUGGUGGGCAGUCUCUUAAUAAUCCUCUACGCCUAUUGGGAUGUAAUGAUGAUCACCGCCGUUUCCAUGCCAUUGGCCAAGCGCUUGGAUUCCAAUGAUACAAGGCUGAUGGACGGAACGCUGGCGGAGAAGCUUUACAGGGAGGUGAGGAUCCUGUGCUGGGUACUCACCACACCGAAGUAUCACAAAACUAGAGCCGUCCAUGUGAUGCGAACGUGGGGCAAACGCUGUAAUAAGAUCUACUUCAUGACCUCGGAACGUGAUGAUGAGCUGCCCACCGUCGUGCUGACCAAGCCGGACACUUAUGAGUUUCUAUGGGGCAAGACCAAGGAGGCAUUUACUUACAUUCAUGACCAGAUGCGAGAUGAGGCCGAUUGGUUUAUCAAAGCUGAUGACGACACCUACGUCUUCCUGGAAAACCUCCGCUAUAUGUUGUAUCCUUACUCCCCGGAAAUACCAAUUUAUUUUGGUUUUAAUUACAAAAUGAUUGGCAAUGGCCAUCACAAGAAUGAGUCGUAUAUGUCUGGUGGCAGUGGCUAUGUCCUAAGCCGCGAAGCUCUAAGGAUCUUUGCCGAAGGUCAUAACGACACCACAAAAUGCCGCCAGGAAGACGAUAGAUCUGAGGAUUUGGAGAUGGGCAAGUGCCUGGUUAAUCUUGGCGUUAAGGCUGGGGAUUCUCGCGAUGAGCAGCUGCGAAACCGCUUCUAUCCCAUAGCCCCAUUCGGAGCACUUCUCUCGGGCAAUGUCGGCAUGGAUUUUUGGCUCUACAAAUACGCUUACUAUAAUGCGAGAUCGUGCAUGGACUGCCUGUCGGAGUACCCGGUGGCCUUUCACUAUGUGAACAGCAAACAGCUGUACGUGUACGACUACUUCAACUACCAAUUCCAGUUAGCCGGACGGCAGCAGGUGCCGGAGCGACUGCCGAAAAAGAUCAGGGAAGAGGACCUGGUCAUACCCGAGAGCGACAAUACGAUAUCUUAAGCAGGCGCUAGACCUUUGACCCUGCUCUACGCAAGCAAACAAUCUCUAUCCUUUUUUUUUUUUUUUGUAUGUGUAUAUAUGUACAUAUGUCUGCUUAUCGUAUAUUUAAUAUAUUAUGGGUAUAAUACGGACGUGCCAAGGCUGGCAGAUGCUGUCCUGUCCUACGACUCCAUCUCGUCUUAGUUUAUAUAUUCAUGUAUUUAUUAUUGAGCAGCUCGUGGCAGGCGGGCUAAAGAAAGAAGUUCAAAAGGA